Fonsecaea nubica is the source of this 1737-nucleotide messenger RNA. RefSeq lists its product as hypothetical. The transcript is spliced from 4 exons. Gene Ontology annotation, molecular function: FAD binding. Bases 1 to 1737 code for a protein of 578 amino acids. The record is from RefSeq and is a predicted model, not a curated record. Lineage: Eukaryota; Fungi; Ascomycota; Eurotiomycetes; Chaetothyriales; Herpotrichiellaceae.
AUGGCUGGUUUCAGAGAUCGCUACGAUGUGGUGAUAUGUGGUGGAGGGCCAGUGGGCUUGUUGACGGCCUACGGGCUGCAGCGCAUGGGCAUCAAGACCUGUGUUGUCGAACGACUCGAAAAGCAUAAGCUGCCGAUGUACGGCCGCGCAUGUACACUAUUCCCCCGCACAUUGGAAAUGUUCGACCAGUAUGACCUUCUCACGCGCCUAAAUCAGGUGGGAUUCGUGGCGCGAAGUGGUGUCAACUACGACAAAGAUGGGAGACGAGACAGCACACGGGGCAUGCGCCAUGUUUUUGACGCCAUGCAGGGACAUACAUUUCUGGACUACAUGCUCAACAUCCGCUUGAAGUACUCAGAGGACAUUUUGAAGGCCGAGUACGAGAAACUUGGUGGAGUUGUUGCGAGUGGAUGGGAGUUGAGGAGCUUGACCGCACAGACUGAUCACGAGGGGGAUAAGAACGGCCACUCCUGUCCAGUAAAGGUUGAAGUCAAGAACGUGGAUACUUCAGAAGUCCGGACAAUUGCUGGAGACUACCUCGUCGGCGCUGACGGUGCCCACUCCGCUGUCCGUCACCUCGCCAGUAUCUCGUCGGCAACAGAUAGUACAACCCUCCGCUGGGUGCGCGUCGACGGUGUUGUGGAGACGGAUAUGCCAGACUCUCGCGAAGGCUUUGCGCAUCUCGAAUCACCCACACACGGCAACGUGUUUUGCGCAGCGCUGGACCACGGCCGUACCAGAGUGGGAUUCGCACUUUCGCAAGAUAUGAUGAUUAAAUACGGCGAAAACAUGACGCAGCAGCAAGCUGUCGACGAGGCUAAGCUGGCAGUCAAGCCAUUCUCCUGGGAAUACAAGUGCGUGGAUUGGUACACAGUAUACAACGUGCGACAUUCCCUCGCAGAUACUUUUGUCAAAGACAGGAUCCUCCUCGCCGGCGACGCCUGCCACAGCCACUCCUCAGGGACGGCGCAGGGCAUGAACACGGGCGUGCACGACGCCUUCAACCUCGCGUGGAAGCUGGCUGGGGUGCUAAAGGGCUGGUACCACGCCUCGAUCCUGGACACGUACGACAGCGAACGGCGACCUGUCGCGCAGCACUUGAUCCGUCUGGACAAGACCUUUUCCGCGCUGAUAUCCGGGACCGUCCCGCCCGAGUUGGCCGUCGCGGGUGGCCUCUCGUCAACGGAGCCGACUGCGCUAUUGGCCAGAGCUCUAGAAGACAACGUCCAGUUCAACAUCGGCCUGGGCAUCCGGUACGGGGCGAACAUGCUGAACGUGACCACAAAGUCGACCACGGUGCCCUGCGGCUGGCGGGCGCCCGAUGUCGCCGUCUACGGGCCCGGCGCCCGGAUCCCCACGAGGCUUCACACGCUGAUGAAGAACGUGGGCCUGUUCUCGCUCGUCGUCUUCGCGGGCGAACCACUCCUGACCGGGAAGAAGGUGAGGAAUCUCAGGACGUACCUCGACGGCGACAGCAUGCGCGGACAUCUCGACAAACUGAGCCUCGUGACCGUCGUCGCAGGGAACAAGCCGCAGGCCGACGAGGCCCUGGGCGUGGCCCGCUUCGGCGACGCGUACUACGACCCCGACUCGACCGCGCACGCCAGGUACGGCGUCAGCGUGGGCAGCGGCGCCGUGGUGGUCGUCCGCCCAGACGGCAUCAUCGGGUUCGCCACCACCCUUGAUGCGGACACGGAUUUGGGCACCUAUUUCGCAAGGGUUUUUGUCCAAGAUUGA